AUGCGAAAUGCCCGCAAGCUGUCAUGUCAUUUUAUCAUGUCAUCGUUCACCGGUGUAUCUGUGGUCACCGACGGAAAGCACUGCACCAUGUCGGAUGUCGUCAGCACUACGGACUGUGGGUACCACUUGCUCAUGGUCAAAGAAUACUCGCGCACCGUACAAGAGAUACCCAUUGGAGAGAAAAUCAGCUCUGGGCCUUUCAUGGUAGGAGGCCAUAAAUGGCACAUUGACUACUUUCCUAACAGUGAGAGUCCGAGUUGUGCCGACUCCAUUUCUCUCUUUCUUCGUCGUGGCGAUGACAUUAUGGAAGAGGCUGUGAGUGCGAAGUAUCAGUUUAGCUUCGUCGACGAGGUUGAGUAUCAAAAGCCGAUGCACAUCCGCGAAACUGAAACAUACAUUUUCUCUAGCGAAACUCCUUCCAGGGGCUGCUGUGUGUUUGCAAGAAGAGAUGCCCUUGAACAAUCAGCUAAUCUGAAGGAUGAUUGUUUCACCAUCCGGUGUGACAUCAUGAUUUGCAAGGACACUACACAGUAUGCUGGUGGGACCAUGUCUGACAUAAGCCACCAUUUUAACAAUCUCCUUCAGAGUAAUGUGGGUGCUGAUGUGACAUUUGAGGUCAGCGGUGAGACGUUCGUUGCACACCGAUGUGUUCUUGCAGCCCGAUCUACAGUUUUCAUGGCACAACUCUUUGGCCCCAUGGCAGAGGGUACUACAUCCAGUGCCAUACAGAUCAAAGACAUGGAAGCAAGAGUGUUUGCAGGUUUGCUUAGCUUCAUCUACACAGAUACACUCUCUAUGAUGUUUAAGCAUAUCAUCAUGGAAGAGGAAGAAACACAGGAUGAGGAGGAACCAGUAGAGGAUAAGAUGUCAGAAGUUGAGGAAGAAGGACAAGAAGAGGAUGCACUUUUGCUCAGGUGUGUGCAAUUGCUGCAACGCUUGUUUGUAGCCGCAGAUAGAUAUGAUAUCCAACGGCUCAAGUUCUUAUGUGAAGACAAGUUGUCCAACAACAUAGAUGUGAGCUGGGUGUUGUCCACUCUUGCUCUAGCAGAGCAGCACCACUGCCCCAGAUUGAAAGAGGCAUGUUUGAAGUUUAUCCAAGUCCAAUCUCCCAAGUGUUUGGAUAAAAUUAUGGCGAGUGAUGACUGGGAGCAUAUAACUACGACCUAUCCCUCUGUUUUGAAGGAGCUCAUUUCCAAGCUUGCAUCCAAUCAGAAGGAGAAGAAGAGGAAGCACGAGAGUAUAUAAUGCGAGACCUGAAGCAACACUAUUAUGCAUAGAUGUGAUGGGAUCCUCUAAUGGUAGUCUGCUCACCUUGCUUUUGUUUCAUAAUAAUGUCAUUUGCCUAUUUGCUGAACCAGAAGGGUCCAACAUAUGGGAAAAUAUGGAAUUGGAUGGCCUGUAGUUUUAGGUGCAAGCGUUGACAUUGACCUGUGCAAGUUCCCUAGCUAGUUGUUUCUCUGUUGUUGCUUUGUGCCUUCCCUGCCAUGUAAAAAAAACCUUUUCUAGUGGUUAUCAAGA
Lolium rigidum is the source of this 1518-nucleotide messenger RNA. Its product is annotated as BTB/POZ and MATH domain-containing protein 1-like. The transcript is spliced from 2 exons. The coding region runs from base 1 to 1245 and encodes 414 amino acids. Gene Ontology annotation, molecular function: protein binding. NCBI's taxonomy places the organism in Eukaryota, Viridiplantae, Streptophyta, Magnoliopsida, Poales, Poaceae. Gene Ontology annotation, biological process: protein ubiquitination. The record is from RefSeq and is a predicted model, not a curated record.